Messenger RNA from Camelina sativa (false flax), 4045 nucleotides. The record is from RefSeq and is a predicted model, not a curated record. Lineage: Eukaryota; Viridiplantae; Streptophyta; Magnoliopsida; Brassicales; Brassicaceae.
UCAUGCCGUUUUUAACACACAGUUUGUUUUAUCUCGCUUUCACUUUAGUACUUCUUCAUCUUCUUCUUUUUUGUUCUUCCUCCAUGGUUACGUCACUGCAUUCACCACCACCACCAACAACAACAACACUCCAAUUUGGACCCACUCGAAUCAAAUGAAACCCUACCGGAGAACUCAUCAAUUCACUCACGCUUUUUCCGUGAUAGUCAUCAAAACUUUUCUAUUUUUAGAAUCCCCAAAAGAUUUCUAAUUUGUUUCGUUUUCCACGCCUUUUCAAAAAUCCAUUGGAAACUGAGUGUAAGCAAUGUCUGUGAAUGGUGGUAGAGAGGAAUCAUCGGCUGAUUCAUAUAACGGGCAGCUUUUGAGAGACAUUAAAGAGGUUAGUAAAGCUCUUUACUUGAACAACAGACCUGAAAGAUCGGUUCUUUCGUUGUCUCCUCCUGUUCGAUCUAAAUCUGUUUCCAGAACUACAGAGAUUGGGUUAGUGUCGUCUAAUAAGAAGAAGAAAUCUUUGGUUCCAUGGGAUUGGAAGAGACCGUUGAAAGCUAUAGCUCAUUUUGGGCAGCGUAGGUUUGAUGUUUGUUUUCUUCUACAUGUUCAUUCCAUUGAAGGGUUGCCUUUGAAUAUGGAUGGUACUAAGUUAGUUGUGCAUUGGAAGAGGAAAGAUGAGGUUAUGUCUACUCAGCCUUGCAAUGUUUUGCAAGGAAAUGCUGAGUUUGAAGAGACUUUAAUGCAUAGAUGUUCAGUAUACGGCAGCAAACAUGGGCCUCAUCGUUCUGCUAAGUAUCAAGUGAAGCUUUUCUUGGUUUAUGUCUCUCCUGUUGAUGCUCCGUGGCUUAUUUUAGGGAAGCAUUGGGUUGAUCUCACCAGGAUAUUACCGUUGUCUCUGGAGGAACUUGAAGAUACAAGAAGCUCGAGAAAAUGGAAUACGAGCUUCAAGCUAUCAGGUCUGGCAGAGUCUGCAGUGUUGAAUCUUAGUUUUGAUUACUCAGUUGUCACUAGUUCAGUCUGUGAUUCAACUAGUGGAAAUGUGAUGCUGAAGCGGGCUGGUAGUGUUCCAAGUAUGGACCAUAGGUCUUCGUCACUUGAUGAUGGAAAGGUCUUUAAUCAAGUCUCACCAAGUCCGAGCCUGGAUCUUUCCAAGUCAAUAGAUUUUCUCUAUGAAAAAUUUAGCGAACAAAACCAACAAAGAUCAGCAGGAACUGAGAUCCAGUAUGAACACAAGGGGGAAACUAAGGUGGACCUUGGUUUAGAGACUGAUGAUAACCAAGCAGAUGACUCUGGCGACACUGAAUUUGCUUUCACUGAAAAAGGAGUAGAGAUGUUUCAGCAAGAAAGAUCCAGUCUAAAAGAGAACACUGAUCCAAAUACGGAGUCCUCGAGAAUUGAAAUCAUUGAUGUCCAUGAGAUACUUAAAGAUGAAGAUGAAUUCUUUUUCGAAGAAUCCCAUUUUAUUGAUCAGUUAUCAUUGGCUGAACCAAAAAAUGGACCAAGUGAUAUAUUGCCGAAACAUUCAGUUGAUAAAGCAUCGAAGUCAGCUUUCAGUAGCAAGGUAAUUUCUGAGUCAUCCGAGACUAAUUCUCCAUUGGCCAUGGAAGAUUCUGCUGAGAAUAAGUUUUUUUUGGAAGUUAAAUCUAGUUACAAAGCUGCAAAAAUAUCAACGAAGUCACUUAGCUUGGAUGACAUUACUGAGUCUGUAGCUAAUGAUUUUCUAAAAAUGCUUGAACUUGAGGAAUGUUCUUAUCUUUAUACCUCUGAUGGUGAACCUACAUCUCCUCGCGGAUCUCUGCUUCGAGAGUUUGAAAAGGAAGCUUUGGCUUCUGGAAACUUUCUCUUAGAUUUAGAUGGAGAAGCAGAAUCUGUGUCUGAUAUUGAUGAGGAAUCGAAUGAUUUUUCAUUCUCCGCAGGUUCUUUGGGUGUUGAGGAAAACAAGCGUGAGGGAAAAUCUCAGCUGUUAAUAGACAGAAGUAAGGCCAAGGUACUUGAAGACUUGGAAACUGAAACUUUAUUACGAGACUGGGAUUUAGAUGAUGACAGUUUUGAGAACUCUUUAUGUGUUUGCUCUGAUGGGUUCGGGAGUCCAAUAGAGCUUCCGGAUGAGGAGGGGUUAGAUUUGCUGCCAUUUGGAGAGAAUAUUGGUCCUUCUUGGAAAAAAGGUGGAGUUUGUAUCCGGUCCAUGAAUCCUUUACUGUUCAGAAAGUGUAAGGAUGCAUCACAUCUGAUCAUGCAAGUUUCAAUCCCGCUAGUGUUAGUAUCGGAAUUAGGUUCUGAUAUCCUUGAAAUACUUCAAAGUCUGGCAGCUUCUGGAAUUGAAGGACUUUGCUCUAAUGUUAAUGCAUUAAUGCCUUUGGAAGAUAUCAUGGGGAAGACGAUACAUGAAGUUGUCGAUGAUGCAAGAUUUGAGAGAAUUGGACAUGAUUGCUCCGACACUAGUAAACGUGUCGUGGUUCAGAAACCAACAGGACAGCUGGAUUUAUUUCCUUCAAACGAAGAAAUUGGAGGCUUUGGAUCCAAUAUGUGUCCAAGUUACGUACCACUUGAAGAUAUCGCUUCCUUAGCUAUUGAUGAGAUAUACCUUCUUGCUGUAGAAGGAUUAAAGAUUCAAUGCAGCAUGUCAGACCAAGAUCCACCGUCAGGCAUUUCACCAAAACCCAUGGAUCAGUCUGAUGCUCUAGAGUUGAUGAGUUUUUCCUUACUGUUGGAUGAGUGGUUAAGGCUUGACCAUGGAAUGCUAGACAACAAAGAUCAAACCAGCAAGCAAAUGAGAAAUAAAAUAUCAGUGCACCAUGCCUAUCAAGAUCAAGCUUCUAGUGGAAAGGUUGAAAGGUCUUUGGAUUCCUCAAAUCCAUCUGUGUGUAGUUUGGCUCAAGAAGUAGGAAAGAAGGAAUCCUCUGGAUAUGAUACACAGUUGUGGAGAAUCACUAGCAUUGGUCUUGCUGGUUUGAAAACUGAACCUGGUGUAGACCAUCCGUGGUGUACGAAAACACAGCAACAGUCUGGAUACCGCUGGUUAAUUGCCAGUGGUACUGAUAAAACCAUCAAGUGUCAAGCUUCAGAGUCAAAGGAGAUUAUCGUAUCAAACCCACAAGCAACCAGAUAUAGCUUGAACUCAUUGUGGAGUAUAACAUCUGAUGGGCACCAUCAAGAAGGUGGUUCGAGUAGCUCUGAUACANCAGAUGCUUUCCACCAUAAACCAACAGGACAGCUGGAUUUAUUUCCUUCAAACGAAGAAAUUGGAGGCUUUGGAUCCAAUAUGUGUCCAAGUUACGUACCACUUGAAGAUAUCGCUUCCUUAGCUAUUGAUGAGAUAUACCUUCUUGCUGUAGAAGGAUUAAAGAUUCAAUGCAGCAUGUCAGACCAAGAUCCACCGUCAGGCAUUUCACCAAAACCCAUGGAUCAGUCUGAUGCUCUAGAGUUGAUGAGGUCAUGCGAGUUGACACUUGCUCUUCAAGUGUUACUUAGAGAUCCAUUCCGAAAUAAUGAACCCGUUGGUGCAUCUAUGCUUGCUCUGAUUCAAGUUGAAAGGUCUUUGGAUUCCUCAAAUCCAUCUGUGUGUAGUUUGGCUCAAGAAGUAGGAAAGAAGGAAUCCUCUGGAUAUGAUACACAGUUGUGGAGAAUCACUAGCAUUGGUCUUGCUGGUUUGAAAACUGAACCUGGUGUAGACCAUCCGUGGUGUACGAAAACACAGCAACAGUCUGGAUACCGCUGGUUAAUUGCCAGUGGUACUGAUAAAACCAUCAAGUGUCAAGCUUCAGAGUCAAAGGAGAUUAUCGUAUCAAACCCACAAGCAACCAGAUAUAGCUUGAACUCAUUGUGGAGUAUAACAUCUGAUGGGCACCAUCAAGAAGGUGGUUCGAGUAGCUCUGAUACAUCUGUUUCUUUUACAAGAAACUCGGACGUGAUUUUUUCAAAAGAACUAACAGAAAGAUCGUGAUAGGUACAUUUCCGUCGGCAUAUAUUAUCAUACAUCUCUGUUUCCACUUUCUGCUUAAGAGCUAGUCGUUUUGAUGUGAAAGAAGUCUUGUUCAUGAUGGAAAAUAUGCCA